Molecule: messenger RNA, 291 nt
Organism: Linnemannia hyalina
Lineage: Eukaryota; Fungi; Mortierellomycota; Mortierellomycetes; Mortierellales; Mortierellaceae
Source: the annotation of a GenBank genome assembly
AUGUCUUCAUCAGCGUCGGCCAUUGCAACGGCAACCUCACGGGCAACACAGUACACAGUCCUCAACGCGUCGCUAGAAAAACUGCAAAAGAAUCUCGAACAGCUCGAACAGAAUGUCGAGGUGACGGUGAUCCAUACCGAAUGGACGAAACGAUUGCUCACGAUUCAUUCCUCCCUGUUGAUGGCGUCGUCAAAGGUCUUGGAUGACGGAGAACACCAUCAGCAACCACGGCAAGGAAGUCACAUGUCGUCUUCACAGGAGCAGGAAGGCGAAUACCAGGACGACUCAUGA